AUGAAGUCGUACUACUUCCUGGCUGUCUUGACUGCUGGUGUCAAGGGUCUAGUGCGACGCACUGAGCCAGUGUGUUGCUUCCACAUCAAUGUCUCUGGAGCAGUAUCUGGUCCACUAGGCCAGCUGAUCGAAGGCCAGACUCGUGUAGAAGACAAGAGUCUACCUCAGUCUGAGUUUUGUAUUAACUCUGCUGGAGUGAUCACCGAUAGCACUGGCAAAGGCUGCAUCAUCACUCUCGCCUUUCCAGCGGAAACAACUCAGUUCCAAUGUGAUCAAGGUAAGCCUGGAACUCCAGGUUUCUCGAUUUCACCCACGGGACAACUACAAUUCCACGACAAUCCAAAUUUCAUUGCUUGUGAAACUGGCCAAAACGGCGGGAAAAACAUCUACACUACCAACAGCGCGUCUGUCACAAAGUGCCAGCCAGUCUUCUUGAAUGCUGACAAUUGCUUGAGCUCUGGGGCUGUUCCUGACGGUGCUGGUCCUGUCACGCCUGGAGAAACAGCUAUUCCUCACGCAUUAUGUACAACCGUCACUUUUGUGACGACGAUGACUGAGACGAUCUGUUGGCCUGCCCCGACUGCCGCACCUGGCGCCCCUGGUAUUCCCGGUAUUCCCGUCAUCUCUGGUGCCCCCAGUGGUCCCGGUGCUCCCAGUGGUCCUGGUGCCCCUAUCAUCCCUGGUGCUCCCGGUAUUUCUAGUGCCCCUAUCGUCCCCGGUGCCUCUGGCUCUCAUAGCGCACCGGGGGCUCCCAGCACGCACGUCACUCCCGCUGCUAGUGCUUCUGGCUCUCACAGUGCAUCCGGGGCUCCUAGCACGCAUAUCAGCUCCGCUCCAAGUGGUGCUCCCAGCGGUUCUGGCUCUCAAAGUGCAUCUGGCGCUCCCAGCACGCAUAUCAGCUCCGCCCCAAGUAGUGCUCCCGGUGGCUCUGGCUCACACAGCACACCCGAGGCCCCCAGCACGCAUGUCAGCUCAGCUCCUUCUAGUGCUUCUGGUGGUCACAGCGGCUCCGUUGGCCCUGGUGGCCCUGGAACUUCCGGUGCUCCCAUUACUCACCUUACCCCCGUUGCUCCUAGUAGCUCCAGCAGCCCUAGUGUUUCUCACGGCCCUAGCACUUCUGGUGGUCCUGUUGCUCCCGGUAGUUCUGGCGUCCCCAGUGGUCCCAUUAAGACUGCUCCAGGUGAAACUGGUCCUGCCACCAUCUCGACCGUUACUGCGCCUGGGCAUACAUCUAUGAUGCCUGGCAGCAGCGUCAUGGUCACUUCCGGUGCUUCUCAGUCCUCCCAUGGUGUCACAUCAGAAACAUCUGGGGGCUCUCAGCUGUCGACCCAUACAACCGCAGCCACCAUUUUCCCGCCAUCCGAACAUUCUUCUGGACUCACUACUAGAACUCCUCCGGUUACAGAAGGCUUAUCAUCCAGCGCAGCUACUCCAGGCCAUAUAACCAGCUCAAGCACAACUCACACCUCGAGUGUAUGUUCGACGUGCGGCCAGACAUCAAAUCCAUCGACGCCUGCCCACAUCUCGAGUAUCUGUUCGACGUGUGGCGAGACAGGCGCACCGACUACUGUUCAUAGCUCGACUGUCUGCCCAACGUGCACCGAGCCAAUCACUGGCCCCAUCAGCACUCAUACCUCCAGUAUCUGUUCAACAUGUAGCAAGACCACUGGUGUGCCGACGACAGCUCAUACGUCGACUGUCUGCUCAACAUGCAGCGAGACCACAAGUGCACCUAGCAGUGCUCACACCUCGACUAUCUGUUCGACGUGCAGUGAGAAACCUGGCGUGCCCAUGUCAAUGCACACUUCGAGCAUCUGCUCAACAUGUAGCGAGACCACAAGUGCCCCUAGUAGUGUUCACACGUCGACUAUGUGUCCCACAUGCAGCGAGACGACAAGCACAUCGACUGCCACUCUGACCUCGACCAUCUGCCCCACAUGCACUGAGACGAAGAGUACCCCUCUUAUCACUCGGACUUCUAGCGUUUGUUCCACCUGCACCUUGACCACCGAGACAAGUACGAGCCGUUUUGUUACAUCAACCGUUUCUACGUCAACAAGCAGUAUUUGUCCUACUUGCACCACCUCGACACAUGUCACUGUUUCGUCAACGACGGUUACCGUGUCCACCAUGUCUGCGACCUCCACCCUCACCAGCCCCAGCCGGCAUCCAAGCUAUCGCCGUGUCAAGCGGAAGCGCACGUAG
This is a messenger RNA of Penicillium oxalicum, 2205 nucleotides long. RefSeq names its product putative GPI anchored cell wall protein. The record is from RefSeq and is a predicted model, not a curated record. The coding region runs from base 1 to 2205 and encodes 734 amino acids. NCBI's taxonomy places the organism in Eukaryota, Fungi, Ascomycota, Eurotiomycetes, Eurotiales, Aspergillaceae. The transcript has 2 exons.